CUUUCUCCCAGAGACAAAAAUAUUCUGCGACCACCGCUGCACCCCCCUCCUAAACAGAUUCCUAAAAUUCGCCCAUUUGAUUCAUAAUAAUGAUAAUUGUUAGAUAUAAUACUAAUUAACAAGAAAAUAAUGCGAAAAAAUGAGUGAGUGGGGUAGUUAAAACGCAAUUGUAUGAUUAUUUACUUUUGGGCAAUGAAAAGGAGCGGUUAUUGAUUUUCCAAAGAAAAUGCCCUUUUAAACUUGGCAACGUCGGGCGGGUGUGAAGGGCAAUGACAGACGUUCUGUCACUGUCAUUUGCAAGCUAGUCGGCAUUCGAGUAAACUGUCGGCAUUUUGUUUUGCAAAUUCUUGUAUUUUGGAUAGCAGUAUGUGAAAAACGAUGCUGUUUUGUGUGAUUUUAGCUUAGGACAUAGUGCGCUGUAGGUGCAACCACCGCAUUUCCACAAAAAGUACCCGCACACUCAGUCAGUAUGAUAUGCCAAGCCCAGUUUUUAUACAGCUUGUAUGUUUUCUGUUAUUUCAUCGCAUUUUACACUGUUACAAGCAAUCCGAUUGACGAGGAGGACAAAGACUUGAACAUUACGAUCGAAGUACUCAAACAUGAGAAUCCCAGUUUGCUUCCACUAGGUGAAAACAUUACUAUGAUAUGCAAGACCCGUUGGAUGCACAGCGAAAUGAUGUGGACAUACAAUGACAAGAAUGUUUCAGAGCAGGAUGGCUUCAAACUGGAGAUGGAAAGCGAAAAUAUAAACAAAGAAUCAGGCAACAAAUUUGAAGUAUCUAUACUGCACAUUUUAAACAUAGAUUUCUCUCAUGUUGGCGAUUACAAAUGCCAUGCUAUGAUGAAGCAUAAUGAGACACAUGGUGAUUUAGAUUUUCGCCAGAUAUUGAUAAAUGUGACUGCAGAUGCACUAGUAGCAAGUAUCACACCCCCUAUAUAUACACAAAUGCACAAAACUGUGGAAAUAGCUUGUAUAGUAAAGGGAUACCCCAUUGAAGAAUUAAAAUGGCUCAAAGAUGGUGAAGUUAUCAGUGACAUGUCUUGGGAAGAAAAAAUACUUAACACAACUCAUGUAAAUACAAGUCUGAAAUUAGAAGUAACAAAAAAAGAUAAUGGAACUUACACAUGUAUGGUAUAUACUCCUUUAUCUUCUGCAAAUGCUUCCACAGAGGUCCUUGUACUCGAUAAACCUCAGAUUACCUUAGAUCUAGUGAAACCUAUAGGUAUUAAUAAGAUAUUCCUUAACUGGACUGUGAAUGAUGGUAAUAGCCCCAAAGAUCUCAAGUAUAUUGUACAAUACAAAUCAGAUGAUGAUAAAGAAUGGAUUUAUUAUCAAGCUAUGCUGAAUGCAAGUGACAACUCUUUAGUAUUAAGUGUGAAAAAUGAUUCAGAUCCAUUAGAAAAAAGUAAGCAGUAUACAGUGAGGAUUAUGGCUAAAAAUUCACAAGGAGAAUCACAGUAUUCCACUAGCAAUCUAAUCAAGCUUUUGGAUGAAGAGCCUAUUUUUGUGCCAGAUGUUACAGUAACCGGAGUUACUUCUAGCUCUAUAACUAUCAAAUGGAGUGCUCCACCAGAUAAAUUUAAAGACCAUAUUCACUACUACCACUUACUUCUUCAGCCAGUUAACUCUACACAAAAGAAAGAAGCUCUUCAACCAACAACAAAGGAUUACAUCUACAUGUUUUCUGAACUAGACUCUGCUAAGAAAUAUAUUUUCCAAGUAGCAGCUUGUAGUGACUUCACCAAGAAAUGUGGACCUUGGUCUAAACCUGUUGAAGGCAUCACGAUGGAUGGAAUAGCUGGACCCCCUUCAAAUGCUACUGUGGAGUGCAGGUUUGAUAACAUAAGUAAUACUAAUUUUGUUUAUGUUGCUUGGCAACCUCCUGCUGUACCUCAUGGUAAAAUAAUGUCUUAUAAUGUCCAUCUAGAAGGCAGAGCAAGUUUUGUUAAUGAACAAGGCAAUGAGGAGCACAUCACAUGGGGGCCUAAAGUUACUAGUACCAGUGAGACUACUUUGUUCACAAGAUUACAUGUUUCAGCUAAUACAAAUUACACAGUAAUGAUUUCAGGAGUGACAAGGAUUAGGAAAAAUGGUCAUCCAGUAACUUUGCAUUGUACAAUGCCUCCUGCAGCACCAGAUAAACAAAAACUAUCUAGAGUUCACUGGAGGAAGAUUGAAGAGCAACGAAAAUGGAUCUUCAAGUUAUUGUUACCCAGAAUUUCUGAGAGAAAUGGGAAAAUUUGCUGUUUCCGAAUUUACAUGGUACGAAUGGAAUCCCAGCAAAAAUUGUCAAAUCUACCACAUCCUGAGGAUUUAACAAUAAUGUCAUACCAAGAGGCGCAUAGAACUCCAAAAGGGGGUGCUUAUGUUGCUGAAAUGUUCACCAGUGCAAACUUCCAUCCAGAAGUAUUUUUAGGAGAUGAACAGAUGUUUAAUGCUAGCGAAAAUUCUCAAUGUGAUGAAUGCAUUGGUUUGAGACCAUACAAUACACCAAGGGUUGAAAAAACAAAUGUUAAGAAAGACAACACUUCCAAUAGAGUAGCUCGAGAAGAAAUUCUUAGUGACCCCUUACCACCAUAUGAUGGUAGUCUAGAUAUCAAUAGCAACUAUACAGGUUUUGUUGAAAUAAUAGUAUAUGGAAUCAAGCCAGCUCAUAUAGUGAGUUACACUCACUAUUUGGACAUGAUGAAUCCUGGACCUGAGGUUAUUAUAGCACCCACAGAAGGUGCAUUAAGCCUUAUAAUGCAGAUCAUGUGUGGCUUAGUCAUUGUGAUUAUAGUUUUGCUUGGAGCAUUGUGUAUUUUGCACAAAUAUACUAAGCAAGCUCAUGCCCAGGCAGUUGAAAUGAUAACCUUCAGGACCUCCUUGAGAGGUUUAAGAGGCAGACAAAGGCUUGUUUCACUGAACCCUCCUGAUAUGUCACCUAUCACUAAAGCAGAUCUGAUAUCAGCAUACAUUGAGCAUCACAGAGAUUCUGAUUAUGGUUUCCAACAAGAAUUUGAGCUACUUCCAGAUAGAUUUUCAGACAGGACUACUAGAGCAUCAGAUAGCAGGGAGAAUGUCUACAAAAAUAGAUAUCCGGAUAUUAAGGCCUAUGACCAGACUAGAGUUAAGCUAGCUCAAGUAGACAGUAUUGCAGGUUCAGAUUACAUCAAUGCAAAUUAUGUUAUGGGGUAUAAAGAACGGAAAAAGUUCAUUUGUGCUCAAGGCCCAAUGGACACAACUGUCAAUGAGUUUUGGAGAAUGAUAUGGGAACAGAACUUGGAACUGAUUCUUAUGCUGACUAAUUUAGAAGAGUACAGUAAAACUAAAUGUGCCAAGUACUGGCCUGAUAAGACUGAUGGUGAUAAGGUUUUUGGUGAUAUAACUGUCACACAUAUGGAUGAAACUAGGUUCUCUGAUUAUAUUAUUAGAGAAUUGAAAGUCAAGAGAAACAUCAAUGGUAAAGACUCUGAAGAAAGGUUCAUUACACAAUACCACUACCUUGUUUGGAAAGAUUUCAUGGCACCAGAGCAUCCGAAUGGAAUAAUUAGGUUUAUCAAAAGGGUAAAUGAAGUAUAUUCACCAGAAAAAGGCAGCAUUCUUGUACAUUGUAGUGCAGGAGUGGGAAGAACUGGAACAUUGGUUGCUCUAGACUGCCUCAUGCAACAAUUAAGAGAAGAAGGCCACGUGUCCAUCUUUAACACAAUCUGUGACCUGAGGCACCAGAGGAACUUCCUAGUGCAGUCCCUUAAGCAGUACAUAUUCAUCUACAGAGCUUUGAUGGAGGUAGCUCAAUAUGGAGAUACAGAGAUCCAUGCCAAUGAGCUGAAGAGUACUUUGGAGAGGCUCAGGCAAUGUGAUAAUGGGAAGACUAAAUGUAAAUUGGAGGAAGAGUUUGAUAACAUCAUCAAUGCAUUCGAGGAUAGGAAGUCCUGCUCAGUUGCAAGUGGAGAGGAGAAUAGAGGGAAGAAUAGGAGUGAUAAUGUUAUACCUUAUGAUAGGAACAGGGUGAUUUUGACACCAUUGGCAGGUAAAGAUCAUUCUACAUAUAUCAACGCCAGCUUUAUUGAGGGCUAUGACAAUAGUGAGGCUUUCAUAAUAACCCAGGAUCCCCUAGAAUGUACAGUAAACGAUUUUUGGCGCAUGAUAUCGGAACAAGGUAUUAGCGUGAUUGUAAUGCUAUCUGAACUUGGUGAGGGAAAAUGCACCAGGUAUUGGCCUGAGGAAGAUGAAGCUAACUAUGAUCAUAUCCACGUGAGAUAUGUCAAUGCUGAGACAUGUCCAUAUUACACCAGGAGAGAAUUCAUUAUCAAGAGCAGGGAUGGCGAAGAUCAGAAGGUGGUGCAUCUCCAAUACCACGGCUGGCCCACAGUAGACGGCGAAGUGCCCGAAGUAACCAGAGGCAUGACAGAACUAGUAGACUAUUCUCAAGCGAUGCUGGUAAAGAACAGUUGCACCCCAUCCAUGGUAGUGCAUUGCAACCUGGGAUCAGAUCGCAGCUCAAUGUUCGUAGGCCUUAGCAUCCUGGUGCAGCAGCUGAAGACUGAAAGGCGAGUUGACGUGUUCACAGUAACGAGGAAGCUGCGUUCACAGCGACAGGCGCUGGUGAAUAGCUUCGCACAGUACGAGUUCCUCCACAGGGCGAUAGUGAACUAUGCAGAGCUACACGAGUUGUCCGAUUCGUCCUCGUAAUAUGGUUGUAUAUAAUUUGGGAUGACGUUUUUUGGGGCGGUGGUCAAACUGUAGAUAAUUUCGCCAUUAUUUUCUAACACGGCAGAAAGAUAUGGGAUUACGUGUAAGUCGAGACUUAUCUAUAAAAUUAGCGCAAAUGGUUUAGGCUUCCUGCUAGAUCAAUUCUGAAAAACAGAACAAUUGUAUAGUAACUUUUUUUUACACUGAAGCAGCUGAGCAGGCAGAAGCGGCUGCCAUAAGCUUAAAGAAACUUUGUUAAUCCAAUUUUUGAACUAAGGUUAAUUGAACUACGUAAAGCCUCCUCAUGCAGAUUGUUCUACAAUCUCGAUACCCUAGGGACAAAGGAGCGGGCGUUCCGGCCAUUUAUAGAUGUUCGUAGUUCAACGUGGUUACAAUAGGAGGCUGCCGUCAGGCGGGUCUUUCUGGCAGGCUGAUCUCGCGGCAGUAUCAUACAGGAGAGCUCUGAGGAACAAAGCUCGUUGGUGUAGCGGUAGAAGAGAGCUAGAUCGCCGAUGGGCCGCUGGUUCGGAGGGGUCCCGAGACUCCGGUAGACAAGAGUCAUCGGUCAGCCCUCCUCUGAACAGCAAUGAGCAUGGAUAAUGUAGUCGGAGCGGCAGCACCAUAAACAUUUGAGCUGUACUCGAGGGUAGGUCUAAUAGGAAGUAGACCAGGUCCUAUUACUUUUCAGAUAACUGUAUUUUCUAACGUUUGCUUGAUAGAAAGGCAGUUACCUGGAUCUUGGAAAACGUCAAAGAGCUAUCAGAAAAAUACUCGAAGUGUAAUUGAACUACGCCCACUUUCUUUUCGUAAUUCCACUCACUCGUUUUCGAGAAUUGCUCUACUGUACAAUCUUCCUAUCUCCUGUGUUACACAUUUGUUUUUUUUACAAGAGCAAAAACCACAAUGGUGAGAAGCAGUUGUUUUAAUUUAGGAAUAGGUAAGAGCUAUACAUCUCUGUUAACUAUUUGGUUAGUGAUAGAAAAAAAAAGGCAAAACCAAUAUGGAGGUCCACCCAUUUGUUCUCGACAUAGAAUCUCAAAAGACGUUGAAAGCACUUUACGGCUUAUUUUACAAGGUUUUAUGGCCUAGUACAAUGGAGCUUAUGUACCAGGAGAACCGGCGAAAAGAGAAAAGAAAACUUGACGCCUAACAUUCAGUCAGGGUAUCGGUUAGGAAAAAAUUUAAUUACAAACUGACUUGUGCUGAUACCACAGGUUGAUACUGGACUAAGUCGUGAGAUCUCCCCUGCAGGACUCUAUAGGCUAAUCAGGUAGAUGCUUACACGUUUUACGAAUAACUUCUGUUUUCAUGGGUAUAAAUCACACUCAAGAUUUUACCUUUUCUAAUACACCUGGAACAAAUUCUUGUAUAUUUUUGUUAUUCCUAUAUCAAGGUACCUCAACUUCAAUUACUUGAUCCAGAAAUCUUGACCUCUUUUGGAGAAGAAUAGCAGGAGUUCCAAACAAUGAAUCAUGCUCCCCUCAUUGAACAAUCACCACAGCACAAAGAAAGGCUUUUCAAACAGUUUUUCACAAAUAACAGUAACAAUUUCCAACAUAUUUCCGACUAUUAAUACCGAACAUUUACGAGAAAUAAGCAAAUAUUGAGCUAAUUUAUGUUCAUAUGGGGAAUCUGUUAAAGCACAGCGUUGGUCGGACAGAAUUUUCCUAGAACAAGCACAACAAUUCAUCAUAAUUUUUACUUUAAAAAGUCCCCCAAAUCAUAGUUAAUUAAUGGAGUUUUGGCUCAAAGAGCGAGUGGGUGCUUUCUAUCGGUCACACGUGUGAUAUCCCCGAGAACAUUAUGUCCCAAAAAAAUUACCUAAGUAAAAAUCUCCUGAAUUUGGGAAAAAUCUUCACCAUGGCAACCACUGGUAUCCCACGCGUCAAGUUUCGGGGUCGUAGUAGCUUCUCCUGGUAUAUAGGCUAUAGUUUCUUCAUAUUUACAAAAAUUUUCCUGAUUCUUCAUUUUAUGGGAUUUAGAAAUUAAUGAUAAAUAAUGUCGAAAUCAUUUUACAGUUUGAGAUGGUCUUUCGAAGGAUUUAUUUAUGCAUGAAGUAGAUAAUUUUUGUACAUAAACGAAACAAGUACGGUAAGCUCGCGGGCAAAAAUACUUUGAGUAUUUAGGAUGUCCCAAUAUUAUGUGUCAUAUGAUCUCGUUGUGCCAUUUACUUUUCUGAAAUACUUAUUUCAUAUCUGCUGCCAUAUUGACUAUCUUUUAACAUUCGUCAGCAUUUUUAAUGAAAUACAGUUUUGGGGCAUUCUAUUCAAAAACGAAUUAGGUCUCUUAAGUUUUCAGACAUGCACCACUGGAAACCAAAUCAGAUUAUAAUAGGUAUGUAUAGUGGUGGUUAGCAUACCUAAGUCGAUACCACGUAAUAUACGAGACGUUUGCAACUAACUUUUCGACGUAUCAGCAGUUUAUUAAAUGGUGAAAUAGCUUCAUCAUUAUCAAAAAUUAGUCAGGAAUAAAUGGUUCUCUUCACAUUGCAAAACGUUUCUUUUUUAACCUAUUCUCCAGUUACGAAUAUCCUAUUAUUGAUAACUGAUCGAAUUUGGUACAAUCACCUCAACUCCUGGUCACAAAUAUUUUUUAUUUUUCCUUCUACAGAAAUUACAUCACAGAAAAGUACCUGCAUUUUUUAUUUAAUGGAUAGAUUUUUGAAACUCGCAUUAAAAUUUGAAGAAUGGAUUUUAGGAAAAUUUGGCAGUCUUGAUGUUGAACGUUGCCCAGUUUAAUGCGACAUCUGGAGAAAUAAGUACAGGGUGGGACAUUCAGUUGAGCGGAUUUUGAAAAAUGAUAAAAAACUACAAAGCAUAGAGAAGAUAAUUUAUAUUUUUAAUGAAGUAGACACAUGGGAAUUUCAUGUUUUAAAAAUAACAUCAUUGAGAUAUGAGUCGUCAAGACGACUUCAUCGUCGGCGGUUUAUUGGCGUAAACACUGCCCUUGAGGUAUCGCCAGAGAAAAAAAUCCAGUGGCCACGGAAUGUCCCCUCGUUGCGAUAUCAGUUUUCCACUAAGUAUUUCGUUUACAACUGCUAAAGACUCGUUGGCGGUAUGGGAUAUCUAGCCAUCUAGUUGAAACCAGGUCCUGCUAUGGUAGGCUUCAACAUUAUGCAGUUGUGUAAAGAAAAAGUUACGUAUCAUUGCUGUGUAGCGAAUUUUCUGUUACAGUCUGGCUUUGCUCGUUUUCGAAGACCGCCCAAACUGUGACACCGCGAAUGCAAAGGUCGUUGGUGUUUUGAUUUGGGAUUUUCUGCGGAGUACCGGUAAUUUUGCUUGUUGACAAAUCCACUCAAAUGAAAAUGAGCUUCAUCAGAAAAGAGAAUAUCGUUCAAACUUGGAAAGCGCUCUAAUAUUGUUUCGGCAAACGUACGGCGUAGAUGGUGAGCCUGCGGUUUCAAUUCCUGCACAGUUGAAGUUUAUAUGGGUGCAAUUUAAGGUAUUUUACCAAAAUGCAUCUUACAGAUGAGAUGUUCUUGACACCUGAUCUCUUGCGGGAUGAUAACCGUGGAUCGCGCCGUACUGACGUCGGAACUUCGCUUACAGUUUCCUCUGUUCGUAUUGACCUUGGAUGCCCUGCAGGUUUCUGAUUCAGUGUCGAACCGGUAGACUCGAACUUUCUGAUCACCUGAUCACAUUUUUACUAUGACAUUGAUCGUGUAAAUUAAACUGAGAGCGUAACAGACGCCACGCAAAAGUGUAUGAAUUUCCAUUUUUGUAAUAAGCCUAAAUGCCGGGCCCACACACUACAGUACAUCGGAGAGGUCUAUUUGUGCAGGUAGACCAAUGUGUGUGUCGAAAUAGACCUGUGCAGAUUUUUGAACCUGUUCAGGCGACCGGUGCAAGAUCGAAAUUCAAUAAUUUCCACUGACACCGCAGGGUAUGUGUGCGCACGUCUCGUCAGGUAUCUAGCUAGUUUUUUGGUGAACGUCACGUCGAAUUCCUCAAUUCAAUACUAAAAUGCAGGCAAACCUACACAUGUAACCUCUCCGGUGUACCGUAGUGUGUGGCCGGCAUAAUUAAACACAACUUCAAGCGCUACUUAUCCCGCUCCCGCGUGCCUGUCACGAGCAAUGCGGUUUUGAAAUUCGUACGUCCUUCUGGUCCACCCUGUACAAAAGGAUAAUCAUUAUAUUCUAACUGUUGACAAACGUUUGUAUGCGGACACUUUCAGGAAAAUUUUCUGUGAAGGAAAAACAAAGUAAAUCAAGAACAUAUUGUCAUUCCAAAAACCUGAUAUUGGUCUCAUUAAUAGUUAGGUAUUUUUUAUAUGCAUGUAUUUAUACAUAUUAGAAUUAUGUAUUUAUAUUCCGAUUUAGGUAUGAAAUUUCAUCGUGUUGAAACCAAAGGACUUAGCCUGUAAGUAUAUUCCGUUGAAAUGAUUUUUUAUAAUAUACACAUACUUAAUUGUAAGAUGGACUAUAUAAAUAGCUUUUUGCUCAAGUUUGGUACUGCUGCAAAGACAAUUUUUGUACGGAGAAACACGUAGGACUAAAUGAACGCGUGAAUGCUAUAGGUGAAAGGAGCAAGUUAACGUUUCCUUAAAAUAACUCUCAAUUCAAAAUUUGUGUCAAUAACAGAAAAUAUUAGGGAAUAUAUUUAUUUACAUUUAUUUUCGUAUUUCUUUUAGAUUUUAAAUUGCCCUAGUUUAGAAUAAUAUCUUUUCAUUAAUCAUGUCAAUAUAUUGAAAUCAUCAAAUUUUUGUUUUAAAGUAGAGUUAUUUUAAGGAAAUUUUAACUACACGUUUGGAAGUUUCAAGCUUGUAGCUAAUAUUAGCAAAAUAAUGCUUAAAUAAAGCACAUUUCUUUUAUCUGAACAAUGGUGUCAAUCAUGUCAAUGUUGUGCAUAGAUUAUAAUAAUCACUUGAUUUUGUAGCCUGUUUCGAUGUAAUCUUGCUGUGCCAAUUUUGAUACAAAAUAUCGACCAAAAAAUAGAGCAAAAAUAUAACCUUGAAGCAUCGGUUGUGGAAAUUAGUGCGUAGUAUAUAUGUGACAGCAUUGUUGAGGUGAAUUAUGUCACUAUAUCGUUAAAACAUUUUAAGACGUACUUAAAAUGCUUUUAUAAUGUAUAGAAUUUACAUGUUACGACAUAUAACGCAAUUUAAUCUAAACUAAGCAAUUUUGUUUCAUACGAACGUUUUUUAUUGAACGUAAUAUCUUUUCAACUUAUUUUCAAGUAUAUACGUAUUUCAAAUAGAAAAGUUCGAUUAAAGAUCUGGUGAGAAAUUUCAUCAUCAAAAAACAGUAAACAUUCCAAAAAUGUAUGACUUUUUGAAUGCACUACAGCAUAAUUUCCACAAAGUUUUUUCACAAGCUUUGUUUUUACCAUUGUGCUUGUUUGUUAACUUUUUUAUAUUGAAGUAAAUUGUGAUUUCUUUUAUAUUCAGCUAAGGAAAAACGUGGUAACUACUCAAUAUGAUGGGUUUUGAUACUUAGAUAGUUUGUGAUUUUAGUUUCUGAUAACUUUAACCUUUAACUACUCGCGCAUUUUUAUUUCACGUUACUACUCGCGCGGUGUAUUUUGUACACCGUUGCAAGUUAUGAUCCAAAUAUAUGUUUUGUUUGCCCUAUAAGUUAUAGCUGUGGUAAUAAGAGCAACUGUUGAACUCAAAUACAUAUUUAUUAGCAAAAAUAGUAAACAAAAUCAAAUAAGACAGUAAAAAUAAAUUGAAAAAAACAACCAUAAUUAAUAAUUCUCUAUUCACUAUGGGAUCCGCCUUCCUUACAUUUGUGGCAGGUGAUAACGUUGACACUAUGCUCUUUACACACUAACUGGUGACAAAUGCUGCAUGUAAUUGUGGUAACUCUAUUUUUUUUUUUCGGGCGCAGAUGGAGCAUCUUCCUCUAAUUUUUCUGGGUGGCUCCUCUUCUUCAUCCAUUUGAGUUUGUCUAUAUCUGGAUAGGAAAUGUCUGAUAUCUAUAGGUAACGUAGGUAUUGCAGCUCUUUCAGAAAGAAAAGGUUUCAUCAAUGACAGAGCAAGAGUUU
Molecule: messenger RNA, 10662 nt
Organism: Acanthoscelides obtectus
Lineage: Eukaryota; Metazoa; Arthropoda; Insecta; Coleoptera; Chrysomelidae
Source: the annotation of a GenBank genome assembly